CUUCGCAAUCAAUCGCGUCCCAUACUUCCCUUACCACUCACUCUGAUCAUCCACUCUCCCGAUCGCAUUCUCUCCGCCCUCCCCUUCCCCUCCACUCCCUCCUUGUUCGGCAACAAUGGGCGGCGCUAGAAAUAUCUCCCACGGCCGCGGCGGCGCAGGCAACAUCUUCUCCGGCCACAAUGAAUCCCGCACCACCCCAAAGGACCUCGUCACCCCCACCAUCAAACAAGACAUCUUCACCACCGGUCGCGGCGGCUCCGGUAACAUGAUGCACAAUGAUCCGGAACACCCCGAAUUAGCCCGAGAAAUGCAGGAUGUGGAGUCGCCCCCAUUGCGCAUGGAAGAAGCGCCGCACUUUAUGGGCCGAGGCGGCGCUGCAAACGCAUAUAUCCCUUCCGCGGAAGAAGAGAAGCGCGUGCGCGAACAGGAAGAGGAGCAGUUGAGGCGUGUGCGCACGCAAUCGAAGGAUCGCAGGAAGGAUGCUGAGACCGCCAGUGUCGCUGGUGAGGGUGCCGGUGCCGGUGCUGGUGGUGGGGGUGGUGAAGAACGGAAUCCGUCCAGUUGACUAGCACAUGUUUGGAGUUGAGGAUGAGGUCGGAUUUAUUGCUGGGAUGUUAUCUCUGUCAGUUGUUUCUUGCUGGCAGAUAUGGCAUGGCAAUAUAUGGCAUGGCGUGGUGAGGUAUGGGAAGAGGUGAGUGAGGGAGAGUGAGCUGCGUCCUGUCGCUCACACUAACUUACUACUUUCUUUCUUUCUUCCCCUGCUCUGGCUGCGCUGUGCUUUUCUGGCUUUGACUCUUCUCCAAACGUGUGAUUAUCGUUGCAC
Messenger RNA from Aspergillus vadensis CBS 113365, 823 nucleotides. RefSeq lists its product as uncharacterized. The coding region runs from base 116 to 565 and encodes 149 amino acids. The record is from RefSeq and is a predicted model, not a curated record. Lineage: Eukaryota; Fungi; Ascomycota; Eurotiomycetes; Eurotiales; Aspergillaceae. The transcript has 3 exons.